This is a messenger RNA of Leptosomus discolor (cuckoo roller), 195 nucleotides long. The record is from RefSeq and is a predicted model, not a curated record. Lineage: Eukaryota; Metazoa; Chordata; Aves; Leptosomiformes; Leptosomidae.
CCGGCGGGGCCCGGCCCCGAUCCGGAGGAGAGCUACGACUUCCUCUUCAAGCUGGUGCUCAUCGGGGACGCCAGCGUGGGCAAGACCUGCCUGGUUCAGCGCUUCAAGACCGGGGCCUUCGCCGAGCGCCAGGGCAGCACCAUCGGCGUGGACUUCACCAUGAAGAGCCUGGAGAUCCAGGGCAAGCGGGUGAAG